GUGGGAAGCUCUUCCCGUUUGUUGUGCUAAGCCGGGGUACUCCAUUCACUGGAGAUACUUGUACAGUGACCACAAAAUAAAAAUACCUGUACUAUCAAAUCAAAAGUCGAGCAUUUGGUCGUUUUGUGUGUGUUUUAAAAUAAAGAGGUAGCCGGUUGACUCAGGCGCUGACUGCUGGCAGCCAUGGAAACGUGUGGCAACUCGAACAAGAAACAGAAGCUAGCCAACGCUGCUGAAAACUGGGGAAUGCAACGUGCGACUAAUGUCACCUAUCAAGCUCAUCAUGUCAGUCGAAACAAGCGCGGGCAGGUUGUGGGCACAAGAGGAGGAUUCAGAGGGUGCACCGUCUGGCUGAGCGGUUUGUCGGGUGCAGGUAAGACCACAGUGAGUAUGGCACUGGAGGAGUACCUGGUGUGUCACGGUAUUCCCUGCUACUCACUAGAUGGGGACAACAUCCGCCAGGGGUUGAACAAAAACUUAGGCUUCAGCCCUCAGGACCGUGAAGAGAACAUUAGACGCAUCGCUGAGGUGGCUCGGCUUUUUGCUGAUGCUGGGCUGGUCUGCAUCGCCAGCUUCAUCUCUCCCUACGGCAGGGACCGCCUCAACGCCAGGAAGAUCCAUGAGGCGGCAGGGCUUCCUUUCUUUGAGGUGUUUGUGGACGCUCCACUGGAUGUCUGUGAGCAGAGGGACGUGAAAGGGCUGUACAAGAGAGCCAGAGCCGGGGAGAUAAGAGGUUUCACAGGGAUAGACUCAGAGUACGAGAAGCCGGAGGCUCCAGAGCUGGUGCUGAAGACCGACUCCUGCAGCGUGAACGACUGCAUACAGCAGCUGGUGGACCUGCUUCAGGAGAGGGAUAUAGUUCCUGUUGAUGCUUCUUAUGAUGUGAAAGAGCUGUACGCGCAGGAGAACAAACUGGACCUGGCUAAAGCUGAUGCAGAGACUCUGCCUGCUGUACAGAUUGGGAAGGUGGACAUGCAGUGGGUGCAGGUGCUGGCUGAAGGCUGGGCCACUCCUCUGAACGGCUUCAUGAGAGAGAGAGAGUAUUUGCAGUGUCUUCACUUCGACUGUCUGCUCGACGGUAAGAUGGCAUUUACUUUUUUAAGGAAAAAGUCAGAGCUGCUGUUCUUGAGAAAGGCACUAGGUGGAGAUGAGUGCUCACAAAUGGUGUUGGAUGAGUGCAACUGCACGCUAAUGGAGGCCAUCUCAUUACUAGUGACCUAUAGUUUGUGA
Notothenia coriiceps (black rockcod) is the source of this 1230-nucleotide messenger RNA. Its product is annotated as bifunctional 3'-phosphoadenosine 5'-phosphosulfate synthase 1-like. Bases 184 to 1230 code for a protein of 348 amino acids. Gene Ontology annotation, biological process: sulfate assimilation; 3'-phosphoadenosine 5'-phosphosulfate biosynthetic process. NCBI's taxonomy places the organism in Eukaryota, Metazoa, Chordata, Actinopteri, Perciformes, Nototheniidae. The transcript has 8 exons. Gene Ontology annotation, molecular function: ATP binding; adenylylsulfate kinase activity. The record is from RefSeq and is a predicted model, not a curated record.